Messenger RNA from Effrenium voratum, 606 nucleotides. Lineage: Eukaryota; Dinophyceae; Suessiales; Symbiodiniaceae. The record is from the annotation of a GenBank genome assembly.
AUGCCGCGAAUGCUUCUCUUCUUGCUAUUCUGCUGUCUGCAGCCGUCAGAGCAGAAGGUCUGGUACCCUGCAGUCGACGAUCAGAUCGAAGGAUGCUAUACUGUAUCUGCAGAUCUCACAGAUGACCACAGCCUUGCAAGCUGCGGGGGGAAGCAAUGCCCCAACUGCUUCCAGCUUGACACAUCCAGCAGCGCAAUCACCCUGACAAUUACCAAUUGUCACUAUGUUAAUGGGGUGGCGCUGACGGGCCAGGCAGUUUUCCUCUACACCUUCUACAAUACCGGACUUGGCUCGGCUUUUGUCAAAGACGGAAGUGCUGCCGGUGCUCGAGAGUACUUCAUCAGGCCAAUGGGGCAAGGAGAUGCUGCCACGACAUGUAUGUGCAAGGAUGGCGAGCUCGCAUGCAGCGCAGAUACCCCAGAAGUCCUCAAAGUCACAGCAAGCGGCCCGCCCCUGAGUUCCGCUGAAUGUGGAUUGAUGCUGGUGGCAAUGAAUGGAAGCAAGAUGAACGAAACUUUGGCGGACAUGGCAGCGAAGCCUUGCCAGCAAAUUUGGCCAGACUGGGCAGGGAUGUACGGCGAACUGCUCAACGCUGACUUUGAAUAA